AUGAAUUCAUUCAAUUUACUAAUUUUAAACACUAUAUUGACUAGAUUUGAUAUAUAUCCAAGUUAUAUUAAUAAUUUGAACGAAAAACAAAAAUUUUUUUAUUAUUUCUCAAAUAAAAGAAUCUUAGAUUUGAUAAAAGGAUUNUUAUAAGCUAAUGAAUAAAUUUAGAUUGUAGUCUAAAGACUUAUAGAAGAUUAAAAUACUAUGAUUACUAGAAGCAAAUUUAAAGAAUCAAACAUCAUUAAUAAUUUAGAGUAAAACCCUCCAAAAUAGAUUUAACGUGAGUGUCAUUAGAAUAAAGAGAAAAUAUUAUAAAUUAAAAUAACUCCUGAACCUAAUAUAGACAGACCAUGUUGUUUAUGUUAUGAAGGAAAUGAAAACACUUGUGGUAAAAUUAUUACAAUACCAAAUUCUUUAAGGAAAUUAUAGGCACAUUCUUAAUGCUUUAAAAAUAUUAAUAAUCCAAAAUAAAUAGAAUUUGAUAAAGUAUAUUUAUUAUAUAGAACAUAUGUAAAUUAGAUCAAUUUAUAUUUAGGAAUGUUCAAUUUGUGAAAAAUAAGGGGCUUCAUUUGUUUGUGAGAAAUGUAACUAAAAAUAUCAUUUUCCAUGCUUUGUUGACUCUAGCUAAGAAGGUAUAUUACAAUGUAAUUGUUAAAAAAAUUGA
Paramecium pentaurelia is the source of this 664-nucleotide messenger RNA. The record is from the annotation of a GenBank genome assembly. Lineage: Eukaryota; Ciliophora; Oligohymenophorea; Peniculida; Parameciidae.